AUGAAUAAUUCCGUCUAUGGCGAUGGCUCGAACAUUUCAGAACUAGUUCAACCGCUCUGUGUCUCCCACAACCAAAGCACUUUCCCGCCACUGCGACUGGAAUCAAAAUCGCUGGUCACUUCAGCCACUAUGUUCGCUUUUGGAGUCAUGGGGAACCUCAUUGCCAUUGUUGUGUUAUGCAUCUCAAAGAAAGAGCAGAAGGAGACCACUUUCUAUACGCUGGUUGUUGGAAUGGCUAUCACGGACCUGUUGGGCACCUGUUUCACCAGCCCGGUGGUUAUCGCCACCUACAUAGCCCAGAGGUGGCCCGGUGGAGAGCUACUGUGUGACUUUUUCUCGUUCUCUAUGCUCUUUUUCGGCUCGGCUGGAAUGUCCAUUCUGUGCGCUAUGGCAGUGGAACGAUACCUGGCCAUAAACCACGCGUAUCUUUACUCCCAAUACAUUGACCGGACGACGGCGCGUUUGGCGCUCAUGGGCAUCUACCUAGCUAACAUUGUGCUGUGCAUCAUGCCCAGCUUUGGUUUCGGGAAGCAUGUGCGCCACUUCCCGGGCACUUGGUGUUUUUUGGACUGGAGGGCGACGGACCCCCUCGCUGCCUCGUACUCGUUUCUGUAUGGCGGGUUCAUGUUGGUGUUGAUUGCGGUGACAGUUCUGUGCAACUUCGCAGUGUGUCGGUCACUUGUGGGGAUGAGCCAGAAGACGCGGAUAGUGAGAGCGAAGGUGUCCGCGCAAGUAGGCUCACGGCGCGUGUUCCUGCCCUCCGUCACCUGCCCGUCCGCGGCUGAGAUCCAAAUGUUCUGGCUGCUGAUAUUUAUGACCAUCGUUUUCCUGGUGUGCUCCAUUCCUUUGGUGGUGCGCAUCUUUGUAAACCAGCUGUAUGGUCCUUCCAACAUCUGUGCCGGAGUGAAUCCAGAUUACCGCAGUGAUCUGAUGGCCAUUCGCUUCGCCUCGUUCAACCCCAUUCUGGACCCCUGGGUAUACAUCCUCUGUAGGAAGAACCUGUUGGUCAAGGGCUGCGAGAGGGUAAAGAAGACAGUUGGACAAGUCAAGGCGGGCCGCGGGCGUAAUUUAGGCUGGGUUGGCACUAGCAGUCAUCAUUCACUCCCGUCGUUUGAACACAGCAACGAGACCAGUUACGCGUCAUUACGCACGACCAACUACAGAAACGAUUCGGUGAACCAGGUUACCACCAAAAAUAAAUCGUUUACAGACUUUACCAUGCGACAAGCCUGGGACCUUGACACGGCGCAGGCGAACUUCCAUCCGUUUAGUGUAGACCAGACUACCGUGAUCGGUUUCGAGGCGGAGAUAGCGGUGGUGUCCAAACCGGCCAUGAUCGCGUCACAGCUCGGAAGCAGCGAGGCGCUUCCGGAGAUGUGCUCACCAGCAGGUCUUCAUAGCCACGUCAGUAAAGUGGACAUAGUCACCUGUACCUUCAGCACACUAAGCUCCUGUCAAUCGGAGAAGUGCCUCUGA
Messenger RNA from Oncorhynchus nerka (sockeye salmon), 1476 nucleotides. It is a transcript of the gene ptger4c, whose product is annotated as prostaglandin E receptor 4 (subtype EP4) c. The coding region runs from base 1 to 1476 and encodes 491 amino acids. Gene Ontology annotation, biological process: negative regulation of inflammatory response; adenylate cyclase-activating G protein-coupled receptor signaling pathway; cellular response to prostaglandin E stimulus. Gene Ontology annotation, cellular component: plasma membrane. Gene Ontology annotation, molecular function: prostaglandin E receptor activity. The transcript has 2 exons. Lineage: Eukaryota; Metazoa; Chordata; Actinopteri; Salmoniformes; Salmonidae. The record is from RefSeq and is a predicted model, not a curated record.